Cyphomyrmex costatus is the source of this 1206-nucleotide messenger RNA. RefSeq names its product putative nuclease HARBI1. The coding region runs from base 1 to 1206 and encodes 401 amino acids. The transcript is spliced from 5 exons. The record is from RefSeq and is a predicted model, not a curated record. NCBI's taxonomy places the organism in Eukaryota, Metazoa, Arthropoda, Insecta, Hymenoptera, Formicidae.
AUGGGGGGAGGUUCCUGGGGCAUAGAGUGGCUUCCGGGAUACGAAUUUGCAAAAUCUGAUCCCAGAUUCGUGUUUAGCGACCCCAAAAACCCCUGGGAGUUACAAUUAGAAGAUCCAGAGAAGUAUCGCAGAUGCCUUCGUAUGAAUUCAGAUAUAUUUGAAGAUCUUGUGGAAAAAUUGAGCCCACUAAUUAAGAGACAGGAUACUCAUCUUCGGGACAGCAUCUCUCCUGCAGAAAGACUCGCUGUGGCAUUGCGCCAUUUAGCAACAGGUGAAACUCAAGAAUCAUUAUCUUAUAGUUUUCGUCUCGGACAAAGUACUAUAUCUGGGAUCAUAAAGGAUACUUGUCGUGCCCUUGUUUCUGUUUUGCAAGACAAAUAUCUUAAAUUUCCUGACAGUAAAUUGGCCUGGAAAGCAGUUGCCUAUGACUAUAUGGAGAGAUGGAAUUUUCCGAAUUGUUUGGGUGCCAUGGAUGGUAAACAUAUUCGGAUAGAUCCUCCAUUACAGUCUGGUUCUUCAUAUUUUAAUUAUAAGGAAACGUUCAGUAUUGUACUUUUGGCACUUGUGGAUGCUCAACUUCGAUUUAUAUUCGUCGAUGUUGGAACAAAUGGGCGAAUUUCUGAUAGAGGAAUAUGGAACAAAUGUCCCUUAAAACAUUAUUUGGAGACGAGUAAUGAUAUACCUCCACCAAGUUUUUUAUCAGAUACUGAACAAGAUUUUCCAUAUGUAAUCAUAGCAGAUGAAGGUUUUACUCUGUCUACAAAUGUGAUGAUACCCUAUCCUAAGCAACAAUGUACAGGCAAAAAAGAAAGAAGAAUUUAUAAUUAUAGAUUAUCUAGAGCAAGACGGACUUCGGAAAAUGGAUUUGGAAUCAUGGUCAGUAGAUUUAAUAUACUCAGGUCUCCUCUAAGAUAUGACCCAGAUGACGCUCGUUGGAUUGUACUAGCAAUUUGUUGUCUUCAUAAUAUGUUGAGAUCUCACAGUGUAGGCCGCAUGAUGUAUACCCCACCAGGAUAUAUUGAUAAGGAAGAUGAAAGGACGGGUCAACUUCAAUAUGGCGAAUGGCGAAAUGAACAAGGGCAAGGUUUACUAAAUUUGCAACAUCAAGGAGGCAAUCGCCAUGCUUCUGCUGCUAUAGCUAUGCGAGAGACUUUAUGUGAAUAUUUUAAUACCGUUGGAAGAGUGCCAGAUGAAGCAAUUCGUUAA